CAAUAUGUGAAGUGAAUGUGUGAAGUAAAAGUUAAAGCGACACAGAAAUCUGCAAUAUUUUGUCAAUGUGACAUCUUUGAACCGAUUCAUAUGAAGAUGUUAGCUGAAAGUUUUGUGCUGAUGUCAGCGGUUUGGCUGCUCGCUUUGACUGACUGCAGUGCGGCAUUCGAGUUUAAGCACCACAACAACUUGGAAAUGCAGACUGCGAUGGAGGAGGUGCAUCGCAAAUGCCCCAAGAUCACACACCUCUACACCCUCACCGAGUUGUCCGUUCAGAACAUCCCGCUCUAUGUCAUCGAGUUUUCCAGCAGGCCUGGACGCCAUCAGAUUUUACACCCCGAAUUCAAAUACAUAGCCAACAUGCACGGCAACGAGGUGUUGGGUCGAGAACUGCUGCUGAAGCUGGCUGACUACUUGUGUGAUGAGUACCUGGCUGGCAACGACAACAUCAUCAAGCUCAUCCAGUCCACCAGGAUACAUCUGCUGCCCAGUAUGAACCCGGAUGGAUGGCAGGUGGCCACUGAUGCGGGUGGGAACGACUAUCUAGUCGGACGAACAAACAAGAACAAUGUCGACUUGAAUCGUAACUUCCCUGAUUUGGACAGGAUCAUAUUCAGCAACGAACGAUCGCACAUUGAACACAACAAUCAUCUCAUCAAUAUGGUCGAUCGUCUCACUGAACCAAUUCAACCAGAAACGAAGGCAGUGAUGCGUAUGAUAAUGCAGACACCAUUUGUGCUGUCAGCCAACUUGCAUGGAGGGGAUCUAGUCGCCAACUAUCCUUAUGAUGAGAGUCGCUCCGGGGUGGCGUCUGAAUAUUCUCAGAGUCCUGAUGAUGAAACUUUCAGACAACUGGCGCUGGCUUAUGCAUCAAAGCACGCCGACAUGUCGAGUCCGUCUCGCAAGGGAUGUGGCUAUGAGGCUUACAACUUUGGCAAACAGGGUGGUAUCACCAAUGGUGCUGCAUGGUAUAGCAUAGAUGGAGGCAUGCAAGAUUUCAACUACCUCUCUUCAAAUGACUUUGAAAUCACCCUGGAGCUCGGCUGUGCAAAGUACCCACCUGCUGAUGAACUGGAGGCUGAAUGGAAUAAGAAUAAAGAUGCUCUAAUACACUUCAUCUGGCAGUCUCACAUUGGUGUCAAGGGCAUUGUUUCGAAUCAGGAGACUGGAGCACCAAUUGCCAAUGCUAUCAUCCAUGUUAAAAAUGUGACAGAUAAUAGAAACGACGAAAUAUUCCAUGACAUAACAUCAGUGCACGAUGGCGAUUACUAUAGACUGCUGACUCCGGGCUGCUACAAGAUCACUGCCUACUACAAGGGCUUCUACCCGCAGACGCAUGAGCAGUGCGUCGAAGAGCGUCCCUACCAGGAGGCCACACUCGUCAACUUCCAACUACGUCCACUACCAGCUGUACACCAAGAGAUCCCCUCCAACAUGGACCCCGAUUAUGACAGCGAUGAUGACAACAACGUAAGAUGGCUCUACUUGAAUCCAAGCUACUCAGGAAUGCACAGCAGUUAUUAAAUGCAAGAUACGAUACAUCAGACACAGCACAAUCCUCUGUCAAAAAAUAAAACCUAAAAUAUAGUGACUCACCUCAAGUUAGAACAAUCUCGAAUUGUAUUUCAUCAACUAGGAAAAGUAUGAAUUCAAAAAAUAACACUGAUAUGGUUAGAGAGCUAAAAAAUUAAUGAACUGUUCAUCAGAAGUUCGUCUGUAAUGCAGGGUAGAAGUUACCAAUGCACUAGACUAGACGUGAAGUAUAUAUAACAAGCGUGUUCACACUGAUGUCCGGUUUCACCACGCUUGGUCAACACAUUUGAACAUGCUCAAGCCGAGUACGAAUUACACGUGUAUAUACUGGAAUUAUUGAUAGUAAGUAUCUUCAUAGAAAUCAUAUUAUGUUUCAGUGCACUCGUUAUUGUAAAGCGUUCCUAAGUUAUGUUCAAAUGUCUUGACCGAGCUUGGUGAAGCCGGACACUAGAAUAGGCUAAAUAAUAAUCUUGAAAAACUACAAGUUCUGUUAAUGCAGGAUAAGAUAAUCCCUACACUAGACGUGAAUAGAAGAGUGUGCUAUGUUAUAAACUUCUAUAGCCUAUGUCAAGUGUUUAUUCGUUCUCCUGUCCUAAAAAAUACAUACCUAUAUGGUGAGAUUCACUAGAAAUUGUCAGCAAUGGUUGGAUGGAAAUAGCAUUAAUGUUUGAUGUUGAAAGAAAUGCUUAAAGUUGAAAUUCAAUCUCUCUAUGGAAGGUUGUAGCCUACGCUAUGAAUAAAUGAAUAGCCUAAAAUGCUUGAGGUGCUUAGCCUAUGAAUAGGCUACUGAUGAACCUAACUUUGGAAAAUUAAUUCAAGAAAUGAUCAUUUAUAACGCAAUGCCUGUUUUUUUUCUUCCCAAGUAUGAAUUGACAAGUAAGAAAAGUAUUAAUUGAAAAUACCAGAGUGUUCUGAGAGAUGAUAUGUUUUAGUAGCCUAAUGCAAUUUUUCUCCAGUUUUCACUCUGAGAAUUUUUCAAUGCACCAACUCAAAUUGGUUACGAUUCAGACGCGUUUUAAAGAACAGAGUUCCAUUUUUCAUUUCAUAGAGUUUCUCUCAUGAUGGGUCGGUCCUCUUUGGAAUUAGAUUAUAGGAGCCUUAACUUUGAAAUGUCAUCGGAAAGAACAACAGUUAUAAAAAAGUACAACUCAGAGAUUAAUCAGAAAAAAAGAUGAAUCAGAAAUCAAAUUGAAAAUCAAUUAUUGAUACCCAACCAAAAGUAGACAUCAACAAAUGAUCCUAGUAAUUCACCAAUCUAGAAUGAAAGAAUGUAUUAAUAAUAUAAAACCGCGUUUAUAUAAUUUUGUUGACCGAGCGAAGUGAGGUCUAAGGGUCAGGUCGAUUGGAAUCAAACCCAAAAUCACUAGCAUGCUCCAACAAGGAAGUUACCACGACACUAGUUUGUUAGACAAUUCAUGAUAAAUCUAGACAGUAAAAUAACUUGAUUACAAAAAUCGAUCAAAUUGAUUUGAAUUCAAUGUUAAGAAAGGCUCGCUUCGCUCCCUCAACCGUCUAGCUAGGGGGCUCCGUCCUCUGGACCCCCGGCUGAAUUAUCCACAAGUAACUAUCAUCGCAAGCUUCAGCUUUUCGGCGUAUCUUUGGCAUUAUUUAUAACCUUUCUAAUGUAACAUUUUCAUACCUUGGCUGAGCAUUCUUUAUAGUCUUAAUUUUAUGUUCAUUUCUGAAAAAAGGUGAAAAAUGCUGUAAGACGCUGGAAAACCGCUUAUUUUAGGUGGUGUAUCUUUGGCGUUAUUACAAGGCCAUUCGAAUACAAUAUUUUUACACCUCAGUUGAACAUCUUUGCAAAAUUUAAAUAUUUUUUAUUCAUUUAUUCUCAGAAAAGCUAAGAAACCCCAGAACAACCCUGGAAAAACACAGUUUCGGUCGUAUGUUCAAUUUUUUCAAAUCCAUUCUUAGUGCACCUCUUAAGGGCAAAUGGAUCAUACCUACCAAAUUUGAACGUUCUUGGUCUAGAAGAUUCUUUGUUUACUUAAUGAACAUGAUGCAGUCAGUGAAUGCCAUCUUGCUUUUUUUUUUAAAUAAAUCUUUAAAUCAGCAAGACUUAUUUUGUGUAAUAUAAAAUGGAAGUAAUCAUUAUGUAUCGUUUGGAAGGUGAUAGACUGUUAUCAGCUUCCAAAUUGUUGAUGUUUUUUGUUGUUCUCUUCAAAUUUUGAAACUAGUCAAAUUACAAAUAGAUUCAGUUACCAAUAUAGAAAUGUUAUUAAGUGUUUGUAAAUAUGGUACAUAUAUUAAAUUCUAUGUUAUCAGUGGAGAAAUAUAAUAAUGAACAAUGAAAAA
This is a messenger RNA of Nilaparvata lugens (brown planthopper), 3831 nucleotides long. Its product is annotated as carboxypeptidase E. The transcript is spliced from 10 exons. The record is from RefSeq and is a predicted model, not a curated record. Gene Ontology annotation, biological process: proteolysis. NCBI's taxonomy places the organism in Eukaryota, Metazoa, Arthropoda, Insecta, Hemiptera, Delphacidae. Gene Ontology annotation, molecular function: metallocarboxypeptidase activity; zinc ion binding. Bases 16 to 1524 code for a protein of 502 amino acids.